UUGAUUGCAAAUCUCUCUCUCUUCUCUUAACAACUCAUACGUUUGUGGUUUUUGGAACUACGCACGGUCUGGUAUAUGCAUAUAGAAGGUCAAGACCUGCGAGCUUGGCAUUAAUCCAUUAACUGAUUAAUCCAAACGGAAUGGCACCAGAUUCAUCUAAUUAUCUGAAGUCUAGGACGAAACGCCACAAAAGCGCGGCGUCUUUGGCAAUAUGCGGCCUCAGGAUAAUAUUAUUUGGCUGUGCCUUGGCCAUGUUAAUGAGGCCAACUUACGCAGUCAAAAAAGAGCUGUUCGAAGUGGAGGACAGUGUAAUAAAACCGCGCGCGGACGAUGCCAACGGCGUCGAGCAAAUGGGACAUAUGCACUUUCCCUCGACAGAUUAUACCCCAUUCGAAUCAAAGGCCAACUACACCAAUGAAACAAUUUAUUCAACUGCGUUCACAGAUAGUGUGCACAGUUUCACCCACAGUCUAAUUGAUAAGGUCGUAGUAAGAGGGCAUUCAAUACCGCCCGGCUACAUUGUGGUCAAGAACGGAGACACUUUCGCUUUGGGACCCAAUGUGGAGAACAACGAUUGGCGCAGUCUUUUAGCGGAGUAUUUUGUAGCGCUCAUCUGGGUGAUAUUUCUGCUCAUCCUUAUAAUUAUCAUGCCUUUUAUAGGGGUCUGCUAUUGCUGCUUCUGCUGCUGCCAACGUUGCCCACAAGGAUGUCCGUCCUGUGAUAAAACGGAUGACGCUAUCAGACGCUGGAUCUGCGGUAUUUUUCUUGCGAUACUUCUAAUUGGAGUUCUUUUUGGUGUGAUCAUUGCCAUUGGCUCAAAUACAUUAUUGGAUCAUGGCUUAGAAUACACAAGCAAGACAAUGCGCCGCGCCAGCCAAGACACUUGCACCUUUCUGCGCGACACAGCGAACCACAUUGAACAUUUGCUUAUAUAUAACUAUCAAGAGAUGGAUAUGCAUAUGACCGACAUUUUAAUGAAUGCACACCAUCACGUAUUCCUGGACCUGUUGGCUACCUCGAAUGCCAACGCAUUGUUUGAUAUAGAGCGCAUAUUGAAUAGCAUGCCAAGGGCCUUGAUUCUCUUUCGGGAAGUGCACAAAUUGGAAAAGGAUUUGCGUUUCUAUGGCGCACAGCUGCGAGAUGGAUUGCGUACCGUAAAGCGUGACUUGUCCUUUACCCUGGCUGCGCUGUGUGGGAAUAAAGAUUGUCUGAACUUUUUGAAGAACUCGAAUAUCGAGACGCUGGAUGCCUCGAAAUGUCUGCACCUCGAUGAGCUGCCCGUGUCCUCCAAAUACAUUCUGCUUGUCGAUGAACUUAUUCGCAACGACACGAGCCGAAUACCCGCCGAGGCAAUAGAUCGUCUACACUUUAUUGGCGCAAAGAUUAAGAAAGCCAUAGAUCCUGUGACCCCGCCGUUAAUACGCGAUCUGCACGAGGGCAUUUCUCAAUUUCGCAUCCAGGCCCUUAAUAUGCGCAGCAUCAUCGAUUCCGUGAUAAACAGCAUUCACUUUGACACUCUCAAAGGGACCAAGUCGCUCGACGAUGUGUACAGCAAAUUUGGCGUUCAUCGUAAAGCUUUCAAUCUACUUAUCUGCGUGAUGCUCGGGAUAGUAAGUGUUCCAAACGAAGUUCGGCUCGAGCCGGCUUGAGCCCAAUUCCAGCUUAGUUUUU
This is a messenger RNA of Drosophila montana, 1671 nucleotides long. Its product is annotated as prominin-like protein. The record is from RefSeq and is a predicted model, not a curated record. Bases 141 to 1649 code for a protein of 502 amino acids. Gene Ontology annotation, cellular component: membrane. The transcript has 8 exons. NCBI's taxonomy places the organism in Eukaryota, Metazoa, Arthropoda, Insecta, Diptera, Drosophilidae.